Purpureocillium takamizusanense is the source of this 1269-nucleotide messenger RNA. RefSeq lists its product as uncharacterized. Gene Ontology annotation, molecular function: monooxygenase activity; oxidoreductase activity, acting on paired donors, with incorporation or reduction of molecular oxygen; iron ion binding. The record is from RefSeq and is a predicted model, not a curated record. Lineage: Eukaryota; Fungi; Ascomycota; Sordariomycetes; Hypocreales; Ophiocordycipitaceae. The transcript has 4 exons. The coding region runs from base 1 to 1269 and encodes 422 amino acids.
AUGCUGCACGCCGCCCUGACCGCGUCGAACGUGGCCAUCGCCUUGUCCUCACUCCUUUUGGCUGUUUCCUUGAUUCAGAAGGCCAGCCUUCAUUAUCACCUUAGUAAACGACCCGGUGUUCGGGCUCACAGUCUCGCUUCGUCCUAUAUCACAUCAUCGUACUAUGCCAUCGCCGCGGCCUACGCGCAGGCUCAGAACCGCCUCUACUCCUUCUUCCAAGGGCUUUUUGAUGGUGCUCCUAGCGAGAGUCCCGACGCGGUGGAACUAGCCUUCGGGGGCAAACGACUCAUCAUCACUCGAGAGCCCGAGCACAUCAAGACUGUCCUCACCAGUAAAUUUACCGAGUAUGGAAAGGGGAAGCUUUUCCACCGCAUCUGGUUACCCUUCUUGGGAGACAGCAUCUUCAGCACAGACGGAAAGCUAUGGCAGUAUAGUCGGGCUUUAAUUCGCCCCAUGUUCACCAAGGAGCGGAUUCGGGAACUGGAAAUUUUCGACCGAUGGUCGGACGUACUUGUGUCCAAACUUCCGCCGUCGGGACAGACGGUUGAUAUCUCCGAUCUGUUUUUUCGCAUGACUCUCGACGUUACCACGGAAUUUCUCCUUGGCCAAAGCGUGGGUGCCUUAGACAAUCCAAAGAGCGAGUUCAGCCGUGCCUUCACGGAAGUUCAAAGGGCGCAGGUUAUGUUGACAUUCCUUGCCCCGGUGAGCUGGUUUGUACCAACGAGCAAAUACAAGGCUCGUGUCAAGUACAUCGAACGCUUCAUCGAGCCUUACAUUGAGAAAGCACUGCAUCUUACACCUGCUGAGCUGGAGGAGCUUUCCAAGUCGGACCGGGAAUUCACGUUUCUUCACAACAUCGCUCUUUCUUCGCAAGACCCCAAAGUCAUUCGAGAUCAAAUCAUCGCCGUGCUCCUCGCAGGCCGAGAUACGACCGCCGCAACCUUGUCCUGGGCUAUGUACGAGCUAUCGCGAUACCCGCGAAUUUGGAGUAAGCUUCGUGAGGACGUUUUCAAGCACGUUGGCGACUCGAGGUCACCAACGUAUGAAGACCUCAAGAACCUCACCUAUCUUACCCACGUACUGAAUGAGACGCUUCGACUUUACCCAGCCGUCCCUUACAAUUGGCGAGAGUGCAGUACGUCGUUUUUAUUUAACACUAGUCUAACGGGUAUGUAUUCUGCGGCGCUAAUGCGUGGAGGCGAAACGCACAGUCGAGGACUUCUCCAGUUUGCCUGGCCGGCCGGGUCAACCCGACAUCAAGACCCGUAG